Messenger RNA from Symbiodinium sp. CCMP2456, 321 nucleotides. Lineage: Eukaryota; Dinophyceae; Suessiales; Symbiodiniaceae. The record is from the annotation of a GenBank genome assembly.
GAGAAGUCCCCCGAGUGCCGGGACGAGGAAGCCAACAGCAGCACGGCCAGGCACGCUCCUCGCAGCCAGCUGAGCUGGGGGAGCAGUCUCUGGUCCUUGCCCUCGCUCCGCUUCCACUCGCGCGGGCAUUUCUACCAGGCCUUCGCCCGAUUUGAUUUGGAGGUCUUGCAGCCGGUCUUCGGAGGGCCCUGUCACGCCAGAGCUGGUAGCCAUGCCCAGCGCCCCAGGGACAGCGAGAGGAGAGAGACGUUCGAGAUGCCGCGGUACCAGGCCGAAGAGGAAGCAGUGCCUUUGAAGUCACGGGCCGUCAUCUUCGAAUGA